UUCUAUAAAAGCUAUGAAAAAUAAAAACCCUAGAGUUCAUCAAGCUGGCAUUCUUACGAAGCCAUUAAAGCUAGUAAGAAUUUGAGCCGAAUUAUAAAAGAUGGGGAGGGGAAAAUUCAACAUGGAACUCAUAAGCAACGAGAAGACUCGCAUGGCAACCUACCAUAAGAGAAAAAAAGGUUUGAAGAAGAAGGUUUACGAGUUAUCCACUCUUUGCGACGUGGAGACAUGCAUGAUCAUCUACGGCCCGAAGCAGAAAGACCAUCCUCGUGAUUUUGCCACGUGGCCGGAAAGUCAAGAGAAACUCCGGCGAAUAAUCAGCCACUUCAAGGUUAAAGGCGCACACCGGAACGGAAGCCACGGAAUAUCGCGCUAUUUCAUCGACCGGAAGAAAAAUAUUGACAAGGAGAUCUCAAGAAAUCGCAUGAAAAGCUGCGACGCCAUUUUUCAGCCGUGGGAUCAACGCUUCGACGGUUUCUCUGAAGCACAGGUGAGUAUAGCUCUUGCGUUGUUGGAAGCUAAGCUUGAAGAAGCGCAGAGGAAGCUUGAUUGUAUGGUGAAGAAUGCAACAGCAUUACGAAUGAUGGGUGCUCAGGGAAUGCUUCAAAAGAGUAUGGAAGUAGAGGCUAUGAAUCUGCAGCCUAUAUCUUGUUUGAAGCCGUUGGAUUAUUUGGAAUACCCUUUGCUGCCGUUGGAUUUUAAUCCUUUGAAGGUGGAGGAUGGUCAAGAUUAUUAUGCUGGCUUUGGGGGAAUGUAUAGUAGUGAUAUAGUGCAGUAUACUCCAUUGAACGGCCCAAUGUAUUAUGAUCCAACGGUCAACAACCCUUUGGUGGUGCCUCCAAUGUACGACUAUAAUCCUACUAUGCCGUUGAUGCUGCCCAAUCAGCAGUACCCUAUGAUGCAAACUGUUUCGGAUCAAAUGGAUGGGUUUGAGCUUAUGAUGAAGGACAUGAUAGAAAGGUAGUAGCGGGAUAGAGAUUUCGAGCAAUUUUGAUGUUCAAAUUACUAAUAAUUCAAGUAAUAAAUGUGAUAGGAGCUUUUAUGGAACUAGUCUCGGGCAACAAGUGAGCUCUAUUAAUACUAUUUCUUAUU
Molecule: messenger RNA, 1092 nt
Organism: Corylus avellana
Lineage: Eukaryota; Viridiplantae; Streptophyta; Magnoliopsida; Fagales; Betulaceae
Product: floral homeotic protein FBP1-like
Biological process (GO): regulation of transcription by RNA polymerase II
Molecular function (GO): protein dimerization activity; RNA polymerase II cis-regulatory region sequence-specific DNA binding; DNA-binding transcription factor activity, RNA polymerase II-specific
Source: RefSeq, a predicted model, not a curated record